UGUGCGGCGCCGGCGGAGCUCGAUCGCAGCGCGGGAGGAAAGCGGCCCCGAGAAGCGCCGCCUGCCGGAGUCCGCCUGGAGAUGCCCUGUAUCCAAACUCAAUAUGGGAGCUUACUUCAGAGUGGAGGACCCUGUGAGCGCUACCCUGCAGACCUCUUGACCCCUGAGUUUGGCAAGUCCACCAUGGACCUGGUAAACGCGGAGAUCGCUGCUGCCACCACCUCUCUGCCCAGCUUCAGCACAUUCAUGGACAAUUACACUGGUGAAUUUGACGCUUUCCUCUACCAGAUCCCAGCAGCAAACCCCACUACAGCAUCCUUUAAGUUGGAGGAUUUCCAAGUCUACGGCUGUUACCCGGGCUCUUUCAGCAGCCAGUUGGAUGAGACCAUGUCCUCAAGUGGCUCAGACUAUUAUGGCAGUCCAUGCUCCAUCCCCUCUCCUUCCACACCAAGCUUCCAGACUUCCCAGGGGCCAUCUUGGGAGAACUCCUUUGGGGCCUAUUCCCCCACUCACACCUAUGAGGGCAUGAGACCGUGGGUGGCCGGAGCGACAACGGAGUCACCAAAAACUGCUUCUACUCAGCCUUCCUACUUCUCCUUUGGCAGCUCCACGCACAGCCCUGGGAUCCCCCCACAGAGUCCCUUGAAGAUGCAGUCGGCUGCCCACCAGCACUUGGUGGACGGAGAUGUAUUCUCGCUUCCACAAACCUCCCCUUCAGUGAGCUUUUCCCCUUUGCCACUCAACCAGGCCUCUCCCAUCCUGGACAGCCCUAGCUUGAUGGACAAUUCCCUCUCUCCAACAAAGGCACGGAGUCCUGGUUCCAAUGAGGGGCGCUGCGCUGUGUGUGGGGACAAUGCCUCAUGUCAGCACUAUGGUGUCCGGACCUGUGAAGGCUGCAAGGGUUUUUUCAAGCGCACGGUACAGAAGAAUGCCAAGUACAUCUGCCUAGCUAACAAAGACUGCCCUGUGGAUAAACGACGGAGAAACCGGUGCCAGUUCUGCCGUUUCCAGAAGUGCCUUGCCGUGGGAAUGGUCAAAGAAGUGGUGCGGACAGACAGCUUGAAAGGCCGCCGCGGUCGGCUGCCCUCCAAACCCAAACAAGCUCCAGAUGCUUCCCCAAUCAGCCUCAUCUCCUCUCUUGUGAGAGCGCACAUCGAUUCCGUACCCAGCGCCACUAAACUUGAUUAUUCCAAGUUCCAGGAAACUGUCUCAUACCAGUUUGAAAAGGAAGACUGUAUGGAUGUGCAGCAGUUCUAUGACCUGUUGACAGGCUCAAUGGAUGUGAUCCGGAAAUGGGCAGAGAAGAUCCAGGGCUUCCUAGAACUUCCGAAAGAGGAUCAAGACCUGCUUUUGGAAUCUGCUUUCCUUGAACUCUUCAUUCUCCGGCUAGCUUACAGGUCGAAGCCAGAAGAGGGCAAGCUGAUCUUCUGCAACGGUGUGGUGCUGCAUCGCAUGCAAUGUGUCCGGGGCUUUGGGGAAUGGAUAGAUUCCAUUAUCGAAUUCUCCCAGAGCCUCCAUCGCAUGAACAUUGAUGUGCCCUCCUUCUCCUGCCUUGCUGCACUUGUCAUAAUCACAGACCGCCACGGGCUAAAAGAGCCCAAGAAGGUUGAGGACCUCCAGAACCGCAUUGUCAGCUGCCUUAAAGACCACGUGACUUCUACCACCAAUGAACAGGUGCAUCCAAACUGCCUCUCCAAGUUGCUAGGCAAACUCCCAGAACUCCGCACCCUCUGUACCCAGGGCCUGCAGCGCAUCUUCUACCUGAAGCUGGAGGACUUGGUGCCACCACCUCCCAUUGUGGAUAAAAUAUUCAUGGACACUUUGCCUUUCUGAGGACUCAACUGGGGACACUGCCAUGCGCCGGAUGCUCUCUUGGGGGGGAGGGAGGUUUUUUCUUCUCUCCCACAUCCCCCUCCCCGGAUAGAGAGAAACUGGCAGGAGACAUUCCCUGCCGUCCACUAUCUGGAGGGGAGCCUGCAGGAACCAUUUCCAGAGACGUUGGAAGGGCAUUGGCAGAGGCCAGUGGUUCAGGACUGACGGUCGUGGAAGAGCCAAUGCCACCUUCCCCCUUUCGGGCUUUAAGCUUAUAGGCUACUGGGACAUUCAGAGAUGCCAGAAGUUGUCUCUGAACUCGGGACAACUUCUUGGGUUUCUCUUUUUUUAACCUUUUGGGGGGAAAUUUUAGUGUGCCUUCUGGAGUUUCAUGCACAAUGACCCUAAAUGAUGCUGCCUUUCCCCAUGGCCUGCUGACCGCUUCUUGUGCAAUAGAGCACCUAAAUUCCGUGCAAUUGCACCGGUUGGUUUUCUGGAACACUUUCUGGAAUGCUGUCCAUUUUUGCAGGCAAGGGACUUGAGAUGCGACGAGUUGCCUUCUCGUUUCGUUUUUUCCCCCUCCAUGCUGUCGGCCCUGCCGGCCCUGGUUUGUCAAGCCCAGCUGAGACUUCGCUCCCAGACGUGGGACUUGGAAUUUCCUCACCUGCUUGCCCAGAAGGCCCCUGCCUCCGGCACUUGUGGCAACGGGGGCUGUUGCGCCGUAAAUAAGCACGUGUCCACUGGAUGGUUUUCCUCCCACCUGCUGCUUUUGUCGAUUGCAGUCAAGUUUUUGUCAGAUUCCCUUUUUGUAAAAGUUGUAUAUAUAUAUAUAUAUAUAGAUAUAAAUAAGAAUAGCAUGUCAGUCUUUGUAAAUACAGAUGAAUGAAGAGCAGAGGUUAGAAUGGGAAGGAAAGAGGGCUCUUAUGUCUGGCAAUUGUGCAAUGUCCUGUGCCUGCAGGACACCCUCUGCCUUUCUGUGUAUAUAAACUUUAUAUUGUAAAGUCUAUGAUUUUUUUGACAUUUAUAUUUGUCUAUCCCCGCUUUCCAAUUUCCAGUAUGUGACUUUUCAAUUAUUAAUAUAUAUUUAAUAUAUUGAAUAAAAAAUACCCUGAGUAGAUGU
Molecule: messenger RNA, 2932 nt
Organism: Eublepharis macularius
Lineage: Eukaryota; Metazoa; Chordata; Lepidosauria; Squamata; Eublepharidae
Gene: NR4A1
Product: nuclear receptor subfamily 4 group A member 1
Exons: 7
Coding region: 82-1833 (583 amino acids)
Biological process (GO): cellular response to corticotropin-releasing hormone stimulus; regulation of transcription by RNA polymerase II
Cellular component (GO): transcription regulator complex; nucleus
Molecular function (GO): nuclear glucocorticoid receptor binding; RNA polymerase II cis-regulatory region sequence-specific DNA binding; nuclear receptor activity
Source: RefSeq, a predicted model, not a curated record